This is a messenger RNA of Guillardia theta CCMP2712, 1599 nucleotides long. RefSeq lists its product as hypothetical. The record is from RefSeq and is a predicted model, not a curated record. The coding region runs from base 1 to 1599 and encodes 532 amino acids. Lineage: Eukaryota; Cryptophyceae; Pyrenomonadales; Geminigeraceae. The transcript is spliced from 9 exons.
AUGCAGCAAGAAGUUGAGCAAGGUCAUGACAACUUGCAUUCCUCGUUGAAAAGACAUCUCGAAGAUGAGAUCGUGACGCUGUUGAACGAGAAAGAGCUGAAGAUUCAGUCUCUUGCUCAGAAGCUCGACUCCUAUCAGAUGAAGACCAAAGUCUCGCUCGACAGCAUCGCGCAAUGCCAACGUCACUCGUACAAGCUCUGCAAGACCUUGAAGCAGUUCCGAUGGGAUUUUGAUCAGGAGGUGGUGGAGCUGCAGAAGAGCCUUCGGCGAGAUUAUGUGAAGCAGCAGACGCAGGCGCAAGACCAAGACAAGAAAACCAAGUUGAUCCAGAUACUGCGCAAGCAACUGGAGAUGUCUAGCAGGACAGAAGAGCGUCUUGACACGAGCAGCAGAAACUCGCUUGUUCUGCUGAUUUGUUGCGACCUCCCCCUUCUGUCGAGGGACGGCCCCGAGCUCGCGCUGGCUGGAGCAAGGAGAACGUUGGACCACGUGGUGGAGCUUCACAGGCUGCUGAGCUGCGACUGCGACGAGAUCUUGUCGCAGCUGCGGUCGAGAGGCUCGGAGCCCAACGAUGUCGCGAGGAUGCAGCUUAUCUUCGGCACGUCUCCUCGCGCACUUGUCUCAUCCUCGCUGACUAGUCUCACAGGAGCGCGCACACGACUGCACUCCUUCCAGUCGGCUCAUGGCGUCGAGAGCGAAGAGUCAGACCUGGUGUUGGGAGUACUGACGAUGCUCAUAGAGAUCUUGUGGUUCGUUGAGAAGGAGCGGCAGGGGUCAAGUCGCGUCAAGCUCGCGGACUCGAGACGUGAGACUCCCGUGGGGCUUCAGGAGCAGCUGAGAAAAGCCUUUGAGGAGGCCAACGAGAUCCUCGGAGACUUGAAGCAGAUUGCGAGCGAUCGGAUGGCAGAGAGAGCGGGAGAGAAGGAGGAGGAGCAGAACGAGACUGUGGUGCGGCUGCUGCAGGAGCUCGAUGCUGCGAAGAGAGAACUGCACGUGGCGAUGGCGUAUGAGAGGUCAGAGGGCAAUCGCAAGUCACAGUGGGAGCUCGACAAGCGUCUCGCCGAGGAGGUGAAUUGGAAGCAAGAGCGGCAGGUGCUUCUCCAAGAGCUCGCCUCCAGCCGCGAGUACGUCCAGGUUGCCAUGGAGACUGAGACCAUGAUGAGCGAGCGAGCGAGGCGGUGGAGCGAGGAGAGGAUGGGCCUUGUGCGGCAGCUGGAGGAGCAGGAGAGGGAGAUGGAGGGCUUGAGGAAGAGCAAGAGGGAGGCAGAGAGACGGAGGGAGGCAGUGGAGGAGCACACGAGCUCCAAGCAUCUGAAGGAAGCGGCGACGAGCUGCGCCAGCGCUGUGAAGCUGCUCGUGCUCGAGGCGCGUGAGGACGUGGAAGCCUUGCUGUCGACAGAGGAGGAGCAGUCGGCGUGCUUGGCGACGGCAGUGGAAAGUCUGUACGAGAUGCUGGAGGUACGGGACUACUUUGCGCAGAAGCUGGGGGAGACGGAAGGGAUGGUACUGGACAUGGAGGAGGUGCUGCUGGGGCUGGACAACGUCAUGGAGACGCUCGAGGCCCUUGCAGGCUCCCUAACCACGAGGUUCUCAGUUUAA